Messenger RNA from Aspergillus chevalieri, 1026 nucleotides. It is a transcript of the gene HEM3, whose product is annotated as porphobilinogen deaminase. The transcript is spliced from 2 exons. The coding region runs from base 1 to 1026 and encodes 341 amino acids. Gene Ontology annotation, cellular component: cytoplasm. The record is from RefSeq and is a predicted model, not a curated record. Gene Ontology annotation, molecular function: hydroxymethylbilane synthase activity. NCBI's taxonomy places the organism in Eukaryota, Fungi, Ascomycota, Eurotiomycetes, Eurotiales, Aspergillaceae. Gene Ontology annotation, biological process: heme biosynthetic process.
AUGACGUCUGCCCCGCCUCCCAUUUCCUCCGAUGCCUCCGCAUCAAAGAGGACGUUUAUUAUCGGAACGCGCCAAUCGAAGCUGGCCCUCCUCCAGACCAACCUGGUGCUUGCGGCGCUGAAAGAAGCAAACCCAGAUUGCUCGUUUGAUAUCCAUUCGCGCGAAACAGCGGGUGACAAGAAUACCAACAUCGCCUUCCGAGAGUUUACAACCAAGAACCUUUGGACUGAGGAGCUGGAGGAGCUUUUGAUUGCUGGACAUGUGGAUUUCAUUGUACAUUCUUUGAAGGAUGUCCCAACCCUCAUUCCGUCGUCAUGUACCCUGGGACCGAUGAUGAAGCGUGAAGACAGCAGGGAUGUCUUGGUGGUGAAGCAAGGAUUGCCACAUAAGAGUCUCGCCGAUUUGCCCGCCGGAGCCGUCGUGGGAACUUCGUCCGUCCGCCGGAGCGCACAACUAGCACAAAAAUACCCUCAUCUGAAGGUCGUGGAUGUGCGCGGAAACAUCGGUACUCGUCUGGCCAAGCUGGAUGCAGAGGAUAGUCCAUUCAGUUGCAUAAUCUUGGCUGCGGCCGGUCUGCACCGGCUGGGUCUUGAGGACCGUAUCUCUCAGUACCUGGAUUCGAAGAAUGGAUCUAUGCUACAUGCGGUUGGACAAGGUGCCCUUGGGAUUGAGAUUCGCAAGAAUGAUAAGCAGAUCCACGAUAUGCUGAGCAAUAUCGGUGACAAGGAGACUACGCUGGCAGCAUUGGCGGAGCGAAGCUUGCUGAGAACCCUAGAGGGAGGCUGCAGUGCUCCACUGGGAGCUGAGACAGAAUGGGUUCAAGCCGCUGACGGCUCUUCUAAGUUAAGGAUGCGAUCCAUAGUCGUCAGUGUGGACGGCAGUCGGAGCGCCGAAGUCGAGGUUGACGGUGUUGUUGACUCUGCCGAAGCUGCUGAAGAGUUUGGCGUUACGGUUGCCAAGGCACUGGUCAAGAAAGGCGCAGGUUCCAUUCUGGAGGAAAUCCAGCAGAACAAAGUGACAUCGUGA